Messenger RNA from Oryctolagus cuniculus (rabbit), 3721 nucleotides. RefSeq names its product non-histone chromosomal protein HMG-17. The record is from RefSeq and is a predicted model, not a curated record. Gene Ontology annotation, molecular function: nucleosomal DNA binding. NCBI's taxonomy places the organism in Eukaryota, Metazoa, Chordata, Mammalia, Lagomorpha, Leporidae. Gene Ontology annotation, cellular component: nucleus; chromatin. Gene Ontology annotation, biological process: chromatin organization.
AAUGUUGGCAAAAGAAAAAAAAAAAAAAAGGAAGAAGAGGCGAGGACGACCCCUGGACCGACCAAAGCCCGUGUGCCACUGCAUCCCUGCGCCCAGUGCCUACGUCCUGUGGCCACUGCCAAGAGAAAGGCUGAAGGGGAUGCUAAAGGAGAUAAGGCCAAGGUGAAGGACGAACCACAGAGAAGAUCCGCAGGGUUGUCCGCUAAACCAGCUCCUCCAGAGCCAGAACCCAAGCCUAAAAAGGCCCCUGCAAAAAAGGGAGAGAAGGUGCCCAAAGGGAAAAAGGGAAAAGCUGAUGCUGGCAAGGGUGGGAAUAACCCUGCAGAAAAUGGAGAUGCCAAAACGGACCAGGCACAGAAAGCGGAAGGUGCUGGAGAUGCCAGGUGAAGUGUGUGCGUUUUUGAUAACUGUGUACUUCUGGUGACUUACAGUUUGAAAUACUGUUUUUUAUCAAGUUUUAUAAAAAUGAAGACUUUUGUUUUACUUUUUUUUUUAAGCUAUGUUGUUAGCACACAGAACACUUCAUUGUUGUUUUGGGGGAAGGGGCAGAGGUCACUAACAGAAGGUCUCCGGAGCUCGAUCGAUGGGGGAAACAGCUUCCCCUGUAGUUUUGAGAGACUUCCUCUCAGCUCCCAGGAAGGAUUCCUGCCUUUGACACAGCCACCGGGGCACACACCCUGUGGUGUGGAAAAACUAAAUUUGAUUUUAUGCCCUCUUCCUCCCCCCGUCUGCCUUCAGCAUAGACUUAAUGCCCUCAAACCCAGAGACCUGUUGGGACCUAACCCCAGACAAUUUGGUACGAGCAUGAUGGGCAAUCUGGACUUCACAGUGACACCCCUGAGGUGGGGCCCUGAAAAGAGCAGCUGUUCCUUCUUUAGAUUGUGGAUCUUCAGAUUGACCAUUCUGCCAUUUCAUUUCAUUUCCUGAAAGUCAGGGUCGGCUUGUGAAAAGUUGUUAAACAACAUGCUGAAUGUGAAAUGUCAGCCCUCACUCUAAACUCCCCCUUUCCAGAGCGUCGUGGAGACUUCAUUGGGUUUUAUAGUGGCUUUCUGAUUUGGUCGUCCAUUGAAGAAGGGAGUUGAAAGUUGUUGUAUACUGUUCAUGAUUGUCUGCCCAUGUCCUGCCUGAAAUACCAUGAUGGUUUAUGGAAAGAAUCUUUAAUAAAGCUGGAUACAGUUUGGCUUGGAAAAAAAAGGCCUCUCCUUCUUGUGGGGAGCAACUUGGACUAGACUAAGUUACUGGAAUUGAGACUUAUUCUAUGCAUCUGCUCUCCCACAAUAUGGCGCUAGGAGAGGAGGAAACAGCUUCUACACAGCUGCCUCCAGUUCAACCAAUAAACUGUAGGACCUGCUCCUGAUUGGAGGAGAGCAGCGUACUCGGCGUGUGGGUAGCAGAGUUGGGAUUGGUGGAAGAGGACUAUAAAGGAGGAGAGAGACAACAUGCACGUGGAACAUCUAUCUGAAGGAACACCUGUGCAGCCCCCGAGAGAGCCGGCCGGCGGUGUGCUGCUCCCCCGCGGAAGUGGGGAAAGUGGCAGGGGGAGCCGCCCUUCCACGGAGGUGGAAGGGACGGUAGCCAACCCGGGGAGGGCCGAGCAGACAAAACAGCGCAGGGUCCUGUGUCAUUCCUCCACGAAGAGGGGGAGCGACACCUUCUCUCUCUGUGUAACUCUGGACUUUCAAGUAAAUAAAUAAAUAAAUCUUAAAAAAAAAAAAGAAUGAAAUUGGAUCCAUACUUCUCACCAUAUAUGAAAAUCAACUCAGUAUGGACCAAAGACCUAAAUUUAACCCCAGACUACAAAGUUGCUGGAAGAAUACAUAGGUGGAAACAUUCCAAGUCAGUAGGGUGGGAGAUGACUUCUUGGACAAGACCACCAAAGCACAGACAACAAAAGCACAACUAAACAAAUGAGACUAUGCCAAACUCAGAAUCUUCUGCACAGCAAAAUAAAUGACCAAUAGAUUGAAGAGACUUCCAACAAAAUGGGAAAAAAUAUUUUCAAGCUACUCAUCCAACAAAGGAUUAGUAGUCAGAAUGUAUCAGCAAGUUAGAAAACUCAACAACAAUAAAAAAAAAACAGUGAAUCCAGUUAAGAAUUAGGCAAAGGACAUCAAUAGAUAGUUCUCAAAAGAAGAACAACAAGUGGCCAACAAAUAUAAAUGAAAAAGUGCUUAACAUCUCUAGCCAUCAGAGAAAUGCACAUCAAAACCACAAUAAGAUAGUACCUCACCUCUGUCAGAGGGACUGAAAUCCAAAACACAGAGAGUAACAAAUGCUGACGAGGAUAUGGAGAAAGGGGAACACUUACACACUAUUGGUGGGAAUGUAAAUUAGUGAAGCCACUGUGGAAAACAAUGUGGAGAUUUCUCAGAAAACUAGAAAUAGACUUGCCAUAUGAUCCAGGAAUCUCACUACUGGGUAUAUAUCUAAAAGGCAUAUGUUGUAUCAAAGAGAUACCUGCACCACCAUGUUCAUAGCAUCACUGUUCACAAUAGCCAAAAUUUGGAAUCAACCAAGGUGUCCAGCAUCAGAUGAAUAGAUAGGGAAAAUGCAGUGUGUAUAUAUAUAUAUGUAUAUAUAUAUAUAUACAUACAUACAUACCAUGGACUAUUAUUCUCCUAUAAAAAAGAAUGAAAUUCUAGCAUUGCAGCAAAAUGAAUGCGACUGGAGAACAUCAUGUUGCGUUAAAUAAGCCAGCCCCAGAAAGAUAAAUACCACGUGUUCUCCCUUAUAAGUGGGCACUAAAGUAAAAAAAAAAAAAGAAAAAAGAAAUGUCUGUGUAUCAGUAUUGCUACAAAUACAGGUUUGUAAAAUUUGUUUUACAUCUUUUUCAAACUAGUGGCUAAGAAUGUUAUACUACUAUGGUUUUAAUAAUCUGUGAUUACUUUAAAAUUUACUGUAUAUGGGUGAAAUGGUCUUUUUUCCAUUCAAUUACUGUUUAUAGCCAUUGCUUAUAUUCCUACUAAACUAGGGUCUUUUGCUUUUUACUUGUUAAACUUCUUAUUAGGUGAAGUAGUAAGCUUUUUUACUUUAAUGUAAAUUUAAAACAUGUUAUCUCAAAAACUAAAGAAGGGAUAAAAGAGGGAGGGAGGGAUGAUGAGGAGAGAGUUGGAGGGAGGAACUGAAUAUUAUAUUCAUAGAAUUAUAUAUAUGAACUAUAUUGAAUCUAUUAAAAAUGAUUAAAAAGAAAAAUAAUCAAAAGUAAAAUUAAAAUACUUUAACAACAAAAAACCAAGGAACGGAUUCUAUCAAUAAAAAGCUUUAGCUGUCACUUGUGUAUGGAAAUAACAGUCCUCAUUACUAUGAAUGGGACAUUCCCUUUGUUUGUUUAGCUAUGGAUGAAAAUUCUCACCUCCUGAAGCUGUUAAACUUAGAGCCUUGGUCUCUUUAGCGUGUUUGAACCAUCUGAACUUGUGUGGACACCGCCAAAUCUGCCACACAUGAAACCGAUAAAGACAGAUAAUUGCAGAAUUACAAAACAGUGAAGGGAGAAACCUAAAUCACUUUCCUGUACUACUUACUGAGAGAGUUCUUUGGGGGCAACUUUUUCACGGCAAUUUGGAUUAUCCAAUGCCUUAAAACUGCCUCCUCACUUUUACUUAGCAAUGUCACUUUUGGGAAUUUAUGCUAAGACAUAGCUGUGGAUAUUUGUGAAGUUGUAGAUACAGAGGUGUUCAUUAGAGCAUUGCCUUGAAAACACACACACGCACGCACACACGCA